CUCUUACUCGUUACAUGUUAAAUGCAAGUCAUCCUGACUGCUUCAUUUUUUGAGCAGCUGUGUAGUUAGGGAGGGCGUGUCUGUUUUUAUGUGGGUCAUUCAAAAAAGCACUGCUUUUAGUUCAUAGUGAGUUGAAGGCGACAGCCGGGUUGUAGUCCUUGACGCAUCUGAACCCCCUCGCUAGCUAGCUACUUUUGAAUAAAACCACAUGGAGUCUCAAAACACUAAUGUGACAGAAAACGCCAAGGCGAUGCUCAAGAACGCGAAGACACUCAAGCUCCACACGGGGAACUUGGUGAUUCGAAGUCGUCUGAAGAAGAAGUGUCCGUCUUCUCCAAGUGAAGAGCUUCAAGACUGCAUUCGAGCGACGCUGAUCGAUUGGCUUUCCACAACACAACUACCUUCAGAAGGGGGUGUUUCGGACACCGUGGACUGCUCCAUCCCUGAGGCCACAGAGGCCAUCAAACCGGAGGAAAGAGAGGAGCUGAAGGUUUCUGUGAAACUGUUCCUGUGUGAGACCGAUCAGUCGUCCAUCCCAGAGGCCGUGGAGAUGGCCUGUCAGACGCUUGCUGUGUCUCAGCUGGACUCUGUGAUCAUCGCCCCCCGGGGGCUCCCCGAAGGCGAGGUGCAGACGUUGGCCCACCUGCAGCCCGCCUGGGAGGUGUUGGAGGCGUUGGUGGGGUCCAAGAAGAUCGCGGCCAUCGGCACCUCGGAUCUGGACAAGGAUCUGCUGGAGCAGCUCUACAAGUGGUCUCAGGUGAAGCCCAGCAGUAACCAGGUGAACCUGGCCUCCUGCUGUGUGAUGCCCCCUGACCUCACAGCCUUCGCUAAGGACUUUGACAUUCAGCUGCUCACACACAGCGACCCAAAAGAGCUGAUGUCGUCGUCCGCGUUCCAGGAGGCCGUGCAGGAAAGCACCAAGGAGCUGGCUGUGGCCGACUGGAGGCUGGAGUGGGUACUGCGCUACUCCAUCAUAGUGAAGAGCAGGGGCAUCAUAAAGGCUAAGGGCUACCUGGUCAACGGCAGGAAGGCUAGUCCCUAGCAGGGCCCAGGAGAGGAGGAGACACUGCGAUGAAACUACUGCGCCUCCACUUCGUACACACACAAUCGAAAUCAAUGUCAUUUUUUAUAAUUUGCAUUCAUUCUACAUAGUUGUGACUAGAUUAUUUAGUAUCAUUUUGGGGGGGUUCUUUUUUUUUUUAAAGAAUAGUAUUUUACUUAAAUGGGCAAUUCACAUUUCCAAGUUCUCAGUCGUAUUUGAAAAUCCUUCAUUGGUAAAUAUAAACGUGUGUGUGUGUGUGUGUGUGUGUGUGUGUGUGUGUGUGUGUGUGUGUGUGUGUGUGUGUGUGUGUGUGUGUGUGUGUGUGUGAACUACCCUGGUUUAUUGAUGCUGCUCAUUGUGACCAAUGCAUUUAUACUUUUCUCUUACCACUCGCCAACAAAGUGUAGGCUUCAUUUUAAUAUGAUAUAAUCAUGAAGGUGGCUGAUCGCAAUUUGGUUUCUGAAACUUGUCCCGACAUGAAGUGCCUCUUUUUCUUCUGUAUAAUAUUUUCUAAUGAUUACUACCUGCCUCGUUAUAGCUGGAGUUGUGCAUCUAUAUCUAAUACUGUUGGUGGGAAUGAAAAUAUUGUACUGUGUUCCCUCAAAAGACGAUGGCCUGAUUUGACAGCGGGAAUCAACCUAUCGAAAAUGAAAGAAUAUACAGAGAAAUGUGGGCAAAAAGAAUAUUGGUGUAUGUUUUCAAAACAAAUACUUUAAACAACGUUCGAAGCCUGUGUUCCACUGAAAACCAUGUACUGUAUCAAAAGACUAGUGGAAAAUGAUUCAAGCAGUCAAUGUUUGAAAGCCGUGCAAGACCUUUGCAUGUUGGCUUUCACCACUGGAAAUCAUUUUUAUGGAAACUAUUACAUUAACACAAUCUGCAGAAUGGUUUUAUUUAUUAAAUCUUAAAUUAAACAUUUAUAUCAAACUUAAUCGGGGAAUGUAAACAUUCAUAAUAAAUAGUUUGUGCAAAGCACUA
Gadus morhua (Atlantic cod) is the source of this 2020-nucleotide messenger RNA. It is a transcript of the gene gclm, whose product is annotated as glutamate-cysteine ligase, modifier subunit. The coding region runs from base 209 to 1042 and encodes 277 amino acids. The record is from RefSeq and is a predicted model, not a curated record. Gene Ontology annotation, biological process: glutathione biosynthetic process. The transcript is spliced from 7 exons. Gene Ontology annotation, molecular function: enzyme regulator activity; glutamate-cysteine ligase catalytic subunit binding. NCBI's taxonomy places the organism in Eukaryota, Metazoa, Chordata, Actinopteri, Gadiformes, Gadidae. Gene Ontology annotation, cellular component: glutamate-cysteine ligase complex.